Messenger RNA from Verticillium alfalfae VaMs.102, 363 nucleotides. RefSeq lists its product with no specific name. The coding region runs from base 1 to 363 and encodes 120 amino acids. The record is from RefSeq and is a predicted model, not a curated record. The transcript has a single exon. NCBI's taxonomy places the organism in Eukaryota, Fungi, Ascomycota, Sordariomycetes, Glomerellales, Plectosphaerellaceae.
AUGGAAGACAAAAGCAGAGGACAAGCAAGCACAGGCGCGCAAAAGGAAAACAACAAGCAGAAGUCAGUCCGUGAUGAUGCCAUGUUUGUCAACGCUCGAGCACUGGCGCAUUGUCCGUGCCACUAUCCAUGGAAAGGGAAGCCUAGCAACAACCGUGCUGCUGCCGUUCCCAGCUGGACGUCCUACCCCUUUGGACCAGGGGUCGACUCGGAGGAGGUGCCCAUCACCGCAAGGAGAAAGCCCAUCGCCGCAGGGAGAGGGUUCAUCGCAGCAAGGGGAAGGCCCAUCGCCACAAGGAGAGGGGGUGGGUGUUACAAGGCGGAAGAGCUGUCUGUCGAGCGAUCCAGCAGCGAGGUCGAUUGA